CCGUCCACCCUGCUGUUUACCAGAGCAGAAACAUCAGUCAACAUGUCGGAAAAAGAUGACCGUGAAGGCUCGCCGCCCCGAGAACUCGUCCUCUGCUUCGAUGGAACGGGCAACAAUUUCCGGGAGGAUGACUCGGAGAGCAACAUCAUGAAGAUAUUUAGCAUGCUGGAUCGAAGUAAGGAAAAUCGAUCGGGCAUUGGGCAAGAUAUAAGCCCUGGCUCGUGGUUCACUGCCGCCAUCAAAAAGUCUCCCUUGCACAAGCUCCAUGACGAAGCGCACGCCGGCUCUUUCAAUAAGCAUGUUAUCCGCGGUUAUAAAUUCCUCGCGCGCCGGUGGAAGCCCGGUUCGAAAGUCUAUCUCUUCGGCUUCUCUCGCGGAGCAUAUACCGCCCGAUUCCUCAACGAAAUGCUUGACUUUGUAGGCCUCAUAUCCGCCGACAACGAAGAAAUGAUCCCUUUCGUCUGGGAAGCCUUCGUUAACUGGAAGUUUGCCCCACCCGGACGGGACCGAAAGAGAGCCGGAAUUUUUCUGCGCAAGUGUCGCGAGACGCUCUGCCGAAGAAUCGGAUGGGUGGAUUUCCUCGGCCUCUUUGACACCGUCAGCAGCGUCGACGGAAUGGACUGGGACUUCGACAAGUCAAACCCGAUUCAGCCAAAUCCGAAAACGAUGCGGCACGCCGUCAGCAUUGACGAGCGUCGCAUCAAGUUCCAGCCCGUGCUCUUCCAGGAAGUCCGCGGGCAGCCUGGCGAGAUGAGGAUGCCUCGCGUGAGCACCUGGGCGACAGGGAACGAAUCGGCGUCUGAUCGCGAGAGUCAGGCACCCGUGAAGCUGAAUCCGGACUUCGAGGAAGUAUAUUUCGCCGGCGACCACAGUGACGUCGGAGGCGGAUGGUCGGGAGGGCGCUGGCGCGUCAGUCAGAUCCCACUCAUGUGGAUGGUGCAGGAGGCGGCGGAGGCGGGCCUCACGUUCCGAGAGCACCAGUUGAAGCGACUGGGGUGCUUUGACCCGGUGAAGAGAGAGUACGACGACGACGUUUUAUGGGCAGCGACGACUGCGGAACUUCACGACUCGCUAAAUUACUCGGACCCCGGGAAGAUGGUGGAAACGAUGUUCUGGCGCGUGCUCGAGUGUGUCCCCUUCAAGAGACCUAAAGUCGCGCCCGAUGGAUCCGUGAAGGAUAGUCGAUGGCAUGCACGAGGUCUGCCUCGUCCGUUGCCUCGUAAUGCGAAGAUCCACUUCAGCGUUCACGACCGCAUGAGAGACGACCCGGGGUAUCGGCCCUACAACCUGGGAGUCGGCAAGAAAUUGGACAUUAGCGAAUGGCAGCGCGUGGAACAUGAGGCACAUAAAGGCAAGGAGAAGGACGCGAAUGGGGCUGGCCAGCUAGAGCGUGUGGGACAGCAAAAAGCGGAUAAGAAGCAGCAGCAAGCGGGCAACAAGCAGCAAGAAGUGAGGAAAAUACCGCAAAGAGCGGACGAGAGGCAGCAGAAGGGGAAACGAGCCGAGAAUCUCAUCUCGGGGACAGUGAAGAAGUCUGAAGUGAGUGUAUAA
This is a messenger RNA of Aspergillus steynii IBT 23096, 1551 nucleotides long. Its product is annotated as T6SS phospholipase effector Tle1-like catalytic domain-containing protein. NCBI's taxonomy places the organism in Eukaryota, Fungi, Ascomycota, Eurotiomycetes, Eurotiales, Aspergillaceae. The transcript is spliced from 3 exons. The coding region runs from base 43 to 1551 and encodes 502 amino acids. The record is from RefSeq and is a predicted model, not a curated record.